Messenger RNA from Papilio machaon (common yellow swallowtail), 533 nucleotides. RefSeq lists its product as uncharacterized. The transcript is spliced from 13 exons. The record is from RefSeq and is a predicted model, not a curated record. Bases 82 to 486 code for a protein of 134 amino acids. Lineage: Eukaryota; Metazoa; Arthropoda; Insecta; Lepidoptera; Papilionidae.
UAAAAGACAUCGUUCAAAAUAAAACACAUAUAAUUUGUGAUCAGAUUUCAUCCAGUACUGCAUUUUUUUUAAUUAUCCAAAAUGAAAACCGCUUUGAUCGUUUUAUUGGCUUUGGUUGCCAUUGCCGCAGCCCAAGUUCAUGUCGUGGAUCAUAAUCCGUCAGAAGUCCACGUGGUCGACCGUAACCCCUACGAAGUACACGUUGUAGAUCGCAAUCCAUCAGAAGUACAUGUGGUCGACAAUAACCCUAGUGAAGUUCACGUGGUAGAUCACGACCCUUCGCAAGUGCAUUUUGUGGAUCACAAUCCGUCAGAUGGACUCAACAACCCCGAUGGCUUCGUCGUUGACCAAGGUUUCUACAGACCAAGCAACCCUCCCAACGGUGGCUAUGAACAAAUAAGCAAUGGACCAGCAUACGUUGACUUCGGAAACCGCCCGUCCGCUGGCAAACAUUACGACAACCCCAACCUUCGCGGAGGAAAGUAGACAACCUCGAGCCUUACGCACUAUAACAUCUUCAAAAUAUAAAUAAG